Cyprinodon variegatus (sheepshead minnow) is the source of this 2812-nucleotide messenger RNA. RefSeq names its product Rho GTPase activating protein 12 (gene arhgap12b). Gene Ontology annotation, cellular component: cytoplasm. Gene Ontology annotation, biological process: signal transduction; regulation of GTPase activity. The transcript is spliced from 14 exons. Gene Ontology annotation, molecular function: protein binding. Lineage: Eukaryota; Metazoa; Chordata; Actinopteri; Cyprinodontiformes; Cyprinodontidae. The record is from RefSeq and is a predicted model, not a curated record. The coding region runs from base 87 to 2384 and encodes 765 amino acids.
CAGAGUUUGGUGAAACAUGAGGAGCCCCCUAGGGCCUGGCCGGUGAGCAGCUGAGGGUCAAAGUUAACGCACUUGCUCCUGGAGUCAUGGCGGACAGAGAGGGGCUCGCCAUCGCCCCGGGUCAGGUCUACGUUGAAGUGGAGUAUGACUAUGAGUACAAGGCUAAGGACAAGAUGGUGACCAUUCGCCAGGGAGAUUGUUACAUGCUGGUGAAGAAGACCAAUGAGGACUGGUGGCAGGUGAGGAAGGAGGAAGGUGCGAAAGCCUUUUAUGUUCCGGCGCAGUACGUCAAGGAGGUGCGGCGGGCACUAAUGCCCCCCCAGAAACCCGCCCUGAGAGCCAAGCCCACUGUUUUGGACAUCUGCCGGGAAUCCAACGAGAACCUCAACAGACCUCAGCCGGAAAUGUCCAGCUUCGGCCGCCCGUCACCUUCCUCCACCCCUUCGCCGUCCUCUGACCGCGUCACGCCGCCCGUUCUCCCAAAGGACGCCAACCAGAACCUAGGAAGCCCUCACCACUGCAAGCUGGUGGCAGAACUAGUUCUCCUCCACAACAAUAACAACCACCCCCACGGCAACAACUCUUCGUUGCCACGGACACGAGCCGAUUCGCCACCGCUCAGAGUGGGAAGUAGACACAGUAAGAGUCCAGAUAGUGAGAAGAGCUUGGCUUCGGGCGAGGCGCCAGGAGAGGGUUCCGUCAAGCACCGCAACGACUCGGAGUCUGGAGACGAGCUCAGCAGCAGCUCAACAGAACACAUGCAGACGACAUCGCCCACGGGUCCGGGACGCUCAGACUCGCCGGUCUACACCAACCUCCAGGAGCUGAAGAUCUCCCAGUCCAGCCAGCCGCCCGUCCCUUCAGGCUCCCCGCUCCACGUCCUGGGUGACUGGGAGACCCACAAAGACCUGAGCGGGAGGUAUUUCUACUACAACCGGGCCAGCGGAGAGCGCACCUGGAAGCCGCCGCGCUCCAGAGACACCUGCAGCAGCAUCAGCAGCGUCCGAGGAGACAGCCAAGGAACGGCGGAGAGCGAGCCUCUGUCCUCAGAGGACAACUGCCACAGCACCCAUUCCAGCCAGUCAGACAGCCAGUACGGAUCGCCCCCUAGAGGCUGGUCGGAGGAGCUGGACGAACACGGACACACCCUCUACGUGUCCGAAUACACGCAGGAGAAGUGGAUCAAACACGUGGACGAACAGGGCCGGCCGUACUACUACAGCGUGGACGGAUCCAGGUCAGAGUGGGAGCUGCCCAAGUAUAACAUCUCCCCUCAGCCCGGAGAAGUUCCUAAGAGUCGCAGUUUGGAGAGGAAGCAGCCGGAUCCCAUCGUCCUCACCAAGUGGAGACACAGCACCUACGUCUUAGACCUCAACGACAAGGAGUGUGCUUCGGCGGCCAAGCACAGCUCUCCAGACUCUGACUCCUGCCCAUCAUCUCCUAAACUCCCGUCAUCCCCCUCUGAGAAGUGUGGAGUGCUCAAUGUCACUAAAAUCACAGAGAAUGGAAAGAAACUCAGGAAGAACUGGACGUCCUCCUGGACCGUGCUGCAGGGUUCCUCCCUCCUCUUUGCGAAGGGGCAGGGGGGCAGCGCCUCCUGGUCGUACUGCCGCAGCGGCUCCAUCCCAGAGCUGCUCCUCACUCUCCUUAGCAGCUGGAAGCGCUCGGUCAAGCCCCGCCCCGCUGUCUCCUAUGUGAACUGUGGGCCUGUGCAGGCUGCUGCUGUAUGUCCCCCAUCUCAGCAUGAAUCAGCCCCUCCUUGUGUCCUCCUUAGUGGCUCCUCCCCUUCAAACUUAAACCUGAUUAUUGCACGUGAUCCAAAUCAGCCAAUGAGCUGUCAGUCUGGGUUCAGCUCCACUCUGACUUGUUGCCCCGCCUCCACCUCUGCAGGUCUCAGUGUGGACGGCCUCUACAGAGUGAGUGGGAACCUGGCGGUGAUCCAGAAGCUCCGCUUCGCCGUGAAUCACGAUGAGAAGGUGGACCUGAACGACAGCAAGUGGGAGGACAUCCACGUCACCACCGGAGCUCUGAAGAUGUUCUUCAGGGAGCUUCCUGAGCCGCUCUUCACGUACGGAUCCUUCGGUGACUUCGUGAACGCCAUCAAAUGCUCCGACUACAAGCAGCGACUGAAUUCCGUCAAAGACUUGAUCAAGAAGCUGCCGAAACCCAAUCAUGACACAAUGCAGGCUCUGUUCAAACACCUGCGCAGAGUGAUAGAGCACGGAGAGGCCAACCGCAUGACCACCCAGAGCGUCGCCAUCGUGUUCGGACCCACGCUGCUGCGGCCGGAGACGGAGACGGGCAACAUCGCCGUCCACAUGGUCUACCAGAACCAGAUCGUGGAGCUGAUCCUGCUGGAGUAUGAGAGCGUGUUCGGGAGGUAGAAGAGGAGGAGCCUUCCUCUGGGUUCCCCCAAACUCAGACUCUCUUCUUCCUCCCUUCCGUUUGUUUGCUGCGGAGCGAGCAGUCGGGAGGAAUAAAAGAAUAAAUAAAUAAAAUGAACGGUUUAAAAAAGUGUUGCACUUACAAGGAAAUUUGGGGAUGAGUUUAGGAAAUAAAAUUAGAUGUAUAGACGUUGCCCCCUUCUUUUUUUUUUGUUUUCCAGUUGCCAUUCCUGCUGCGAGUAGCGGGCCGAUGACGGACAUGCUUUCAGAAUGUUGCCGUGGUGAUGUGCGGGCGUCUGUGUGAGUUGGUGAAUGUUUACACAUACACUGGAUCUUUGUGGCCAGUCAUCGAAAGCGGAACCAGCUGCUCCUUUUAAACUCCUGGUGGGAUCGGAUCAGGGACAAACGUUUGUUUUUUUGCCUCUCUG